This is a messenger RNA of Menidia menidia (Atlantic silverside), 720 nucleotides long. Lineage: Eukaryota; Metazoa; Chordata; Actinopteri; Atheriniformes; Atherinopsidae. The record is from the annotation of a GenBank genome assembly.
AUGAACAAGAGGGAAACCGUUCUCGUUACAGGUUUCGGACCGUUCCGACAGUUCUUGGUGAACCCCAGCUGGGAAGCAACUCAGGCGCUGAAGUUGGCCGGACUGGGAGAAAAGAUCGACAUUCACAUUAGAGAGGUGCCAGUAAGUUACGUUGGAGCCCAGGAGAUAAUUACAGAACUUUGGCAAAGUCUUAAACCAAAGUUUGCUGUUCAUCUGGGCAUUGCAAGAGGUUCCAGUCUUGUUAUUUUGGAGCAGACUGGGAAAAACAGCAGAUAUACAGAUGCAGAUGUGCGUGGAUUCUGUCCUGAAAAUCAAUGCUGCAUCAAAGGCGGACCAGAAAAACUGGACUCUGUUGUGAACAUGAAGGUUGUGUGGAAGCACGCCAAACGCUCAGGGAUGGAUGUGGUUUAUUCCAGAGAUGCUGGCAGAUACCUGUGUGAAUUUGCAUAUUACUGCUCACUUUAUCACGGUCAGCGGAGAGCCGCUUUAAUCCACCUACCCUCAUCUGGCAGCCUUGCAUCGACUGACCGACUGGUCCCCUCUCUGCAGGCCCUCGUUCUCGCCAUGCUCCAACAGCUGGAGGACACUGACCAACAAGAAGAGCAACACACUCGCAUCGGGGUAGAUGCUCACGAGGCAGACAUUUCACAUUAAGACGCCACCUUACCGAGAUGGAAAAGACAUUUCAGCAUACAGGUAAAAACAAUCAGAAGAAGCAAG